AUGGAACAGAUCUCAAGAGAUCCCGAUAUAUUCGUGUUUCACAAUAUGGCUUCAAGCACAGAAAUCGCAAUGUUGCAGCGAAUAAUGGAAAAAGUGAUGCAUACUAAAAUCGAUUAUCUUGAAGAAUUACGAUAUUAUCAGUUUCAACGCACAGUGAGUCAAUUUUGGAUGCCCAAUCCAGAUCUUCCACGGAAAGAAGAUAUGGUUGUGAGACGCAUACGACAACGAUUUUCCGAUUUGUCAGAUUUCUACAUUAGCGACGCAUAUCUGGCGAAUAUGCUGAGGUAUGGCUAUGGCGGUCACUAUGAAGGUCACAAUGAUUUCUUGAAUGAUACUAUACCGAACAUCGACGAUCGCAUUGCCACCAUAGUGUUGUAUCUGAAUGAUAUGCCAAGUGGUGGUGGAACAAUGUUUCCUACGCACCAGUUGACGGUGCAGCCAGAGGCUGGAAAGGCUUUGCUCUGGUAUAACCUAAAGUUGGACACCUUUGACUUUGAGACGCGUAACUUGCACGCUGCCUGUCCUGUGAAAAUAGGCACUAAAUGGGCAAUGACGCAAUGGAUACACGAGGACGAUCAGAUGUUUACUAAUCCUUGCUUGAAGCCUCCAAAAAAACCGCAAAUAUUAGGAAAGUUAUAAACUUACAUAAAAAAUACCCUGUGAAAAAAAGAAAAAAGAAUGAUUAUCAGAA
Messenger RNA from Drosophila sulfurigaster albostrigata, 691 nucleotides. Its product is annotated as prolyl 4-hydroxylase subunit alpha-1-like. The coding region runs from base 1 to 639 and encodes 212 amino acids. The transcript is spliced from 3 exons. Gene Ontology annotation, molecular function: procollagen-proline 4-dioxygenase activity; L-ascorbic acid binding; iron ion binding. Gene Ontology annotation, biological process: peptidyl-proline hydroxylation to 4-hydroxy-L-proline. The record is from RefSeq and is a predicted model, not a curated record. Gene Ontology annotation, cellular component: endoplasmic reticulum. Lineage: Eukaryota; Metazoa; Arthropoda; Insecta; Diptera; Drosophilidae.